UACUGCGAAAUCAGCGCAAGCCAUUUAGUGAUAGCGGUGCGCCGUGAACAGGACCUCUUUUGAGAGCGAUCUUCGAGCAGCUGGCAGUUUGAAAUCAGCCAACAGUUUGUGGAUUUUUGUUUAUUUUAAAAGCUAACCUUUGUGGAAAAGUGUGAUCGUGAUCGUGACUGAGGAGAGAUAGCAAAGGUUCUGUUCUGUUUGGAUGAUAGUAAAAGUGUUCUUUCCGAAAGGUGUGCUUUUAAGCGUGUGUUCAAACAGACUGUGAUUAGCUACGCGGUGUGAGAUGUUGGGCGGUGUGUUGUUGUGAAAUGGUUGGUCACAUAUUUCGUGUCAGUUGAUAAGAGAGCUCCGUCGCGUCCGGCAAGAGAGAAAAGUGAACAGGAAAAGUGAACAAGAUCUUCUCGCGGCUCGUGUAAAUGAAACGGUGUACAGCAAAAAUGUCACCCAUUUGGUUGGUCUUGUUUAUGCUUACAACACCGAAUCUACUAGCAGAUGGCCACGAUGACACUUUCUUUCAGACGCUUUUCGAUGAAACCAGCGUCCUGUUCAACAAUGGUACACCCCGCAUACCGGACACGAAGGCUUUCCGGAAGGAGUACGAUUUUAUCAUCAUCGGUGCCGGUUCGGGUGGAUCCGUGAUGGCCAAUCGAUUGUCGGAAGUACGGGACUGGAACGUGUUGUUGCUGGAGGCGGGCAAGGAAGGUAACAUGCUGACCGAGGUACCGCUGACGGCUGGCCUGACCACCAUUACAGGUUACAACUGGGGCUACAAGGCUGACCCAAUGAAGGGUGCCUGUUUAGGGCUGAAGGGAGGCGUCUGCAAUUGGCCUAAAGGGCGCGGUCUCGGCGGCACCAGUCUCAUUAACUUCCUCAUCUACACACGCGGUCACCGGAGCGAUUACGACGGUUGGGAGCAGGCGGGCAACCCUGGCUGGGGCUAUCGUGAGGUGCUGCAGUACUUCAAGAAGUCGGAACGUGUGCAGAUUCCCGAACUUCGACACUCCCCGUACCGUUCUACGGCGGGGCUGGUCGACGUGGAAGAGUCUCAAUUUGAGACACCCCUGUUGAAGCGGUUCAUUGAGGCGGGUCGUGACCUCGGGUACAUGGAGACAGAUCCGAACGGGGAAAUUCAACUCGGUUUCGGUAAAGCACAAGCGACCAUGCGCAGAGGACGUCGAUGCAGUGCGUCCAAGGCUUACCUCGUACCGGCCUCAAGACGUCCCAACCUGGACAUAUCAAUGUACUCCCGCGUCACCAAAGUGCUGAUUGAUCCGGUAACGAAGCAAGCGUACGGUGUGGAGUUCAUCAAGCGUCGACGGCGGUAUGUGAUAAGGGCGCGCAAGGAAGUGAUCCUGGCGGCGGGUGCUAUAGCCUCGCCGCAGCUGUUGAUGCUGUCCGGUGUCGGCCCCAGGGAGCACCUGAAGGAGAUGGGCAUUCCCGUGGUGCAGGAUCUACCGGUAGGGUAUAACAUGCAGGACCAUUUGAAUCUGCCAGGGUUGGUGUUCCCGGUGAACCAACCGGUGACGGUGCGGGAACGAGACAUGCGUUCGCCGCGCCCCAUUAUCGACUAUCUGGUACAUGGCCGAGGUCCAUUCACCUCUCCGGGCGGUGCGGAGGGUGUCGCUUUCGUAAAGACUAACAUUAGCUUCACGCCCUCUGAUUAUCCGGACAUUGAGCUGGUCAUGGGCACAGGUGCUUACAACAACGAUGAGUCGGGUACGCUGCGGGCAACGAUCGGCUUUACGGACCAGUUCUACCACAGCACCUACGGCUCGAUCCUCGGAAAGCACGCGUUUUCGGUCUCACCGGUUCUGAUGCGGCCGAAGAGUCGUGGUCGAAUCUCGCUCAAAAGCACCAACCCGUUCCAUUGGCCCCGCAUGGAGGGUAACUUCUUUGCGGACUAUGACGAUCUGCUCGUGCUGCGGGAAGGCGUCAAGUUGACGGUCGAUCUGAUCGAAUCUCGCAGCUUCCGUGACGUUGGGGCACGGUUGCACAGUACACCGUUUUACGGCUGUGAGCAGCAUCGCUUCCGAAGCGACGAGUAUUGGGAGUGUGCCAUCAGACGUAUCGGUAGUACGUUGCAGCAUCAGUGCGGUACGUGCAAGAUGGGACCUGUGACCGAUCCGGAAGCGGUCGUCAAUCCACAGCUGCAGGUGUACGGCAUCAAGGGGCUGCGUGUCGUCGACGCCUCAAUCAUACCAACCAUACCGGCAUCGCACACCAACGCAGUGGUGUUUAUGAUCGGCGAGAAGGCGGCCGACAUGGUGAAAGACUUUUGGGCCAACGAAAUACGCUAACCAUCGCUGGUGUCGGCGAGACCUUUUCUCACUCUCUAGUCAACUUUGAUCGCCGUUUUGCCCGGUGAUCGUAGCACAGUCCCGGCGAAGGUGUCGGAGCACACGCACGCACGUCUCGCGAGUUGCUUGCGUGCACAAAUCUUCCCUCGUUUCUGCCCUGCCCAUCUUCUCUUCCCAUGAAAGAGUUGCCAACCGAGCGUUCGGUGUAGAAUUAAGCAAAAUAAAGAGACUGCUCUACUGUAAACAAACGGUAAUAAACGGUUUCCACGCCGGGCGCGUUUAUUUGCGUAAGCGAUCUGAUCGACUUUCCCCAAAUCGAGUAUCUAGACGUUGUGUGGGAAUGGAAGCGCUGUUAGGGUAGAAAAAUCGGUAAGCAAAUGAGAAACGCGUGGCGUAGUGGCCUUGCCCGAUGACAUUAGAAUUCAUACGCGAGUGGGUAUGUGUGUAUUUGUCUGUUUUUAGUAUAUUGCUUUCCGAAUGAAACGCGGCCAAACUCGCGCUCUAGUAAAACGACCAGCGCAGCGGGUUGUUGUGUUGGUUGCAAGAAAUAAGGUUACAAGACGCAUAACGGCUGUGUGUUAUCCGUAACCGUUGUCCUGGCGCAUGCGAUCCAUCGUAAUGAUGCAUGCCGUUGUAACUGUUGUCGGCGAUUGUCGGGUGAAUGGUUCUUGCAAAACCAACCGGGUCGAGUAAAUAUUUUGCUUCUGCCAAUAAUUACGGCUCGUUAGCAAUAAUCACACUCUACGUUGAUACACUGGGUGCAUAAAGGAAAUGACACAUAUCCAUCAAUGCCAUACUGAAAGAAGGUUGGGGCACAUUGCCAAGGCAGCGCAUACUCGACAUUUCGUGAACAUGUUACUGCAUCGCCGACUAUUAUACACGAAUGGCGUUUUUUUUCAUUCCACCGGUGGGUGUGUAUCAACAUCCGACACCGGAAAAUGGGAGAAUUUUCGCACACCACCACAAAUAGCUGCCACUUUUCGGACCAUUUCCCGAGCGAUGCGUGUGAACUGUCAAAACAAACACCGGACCCCACGAAGACGGUGGCACGAAACAGCUGGAGCCGAGUUUUCCCGAGCGCGCAGGUUUUCCGACAGUUUUCCUGCUCGGCGGGGGCGAAGAAAGCCUACAGCUGACGGUAUAGUAACGAUUUGCCACUGGCACCGAGCGGUGUGUGAGUGCUGUGCGUAUUCGAUGGUAGUAGGCGCGUUAGUAUCUCUAGUGAACGCGGGAAUUCAAGACAUUCUUUGUCCAUUAGAGUCGGUGGUUCGAUAGACGUUAUGGAUUUUAGGUGCAACCAGGGCAGUGGAAAUAAAAGUUGAUUACCGGCAAAGGAAUUGGGUGCCUGAGUGAGUAAUUGUGUGUCAGUGUGUAUGACCCUGUGUGUGCGAGUGUUGCGUUUUCGAAAUUAUACCGAAAAAAAGGAUGAAAUAAUGUUUCCCCUUCACUUGCUCUAGAGCAAGCUACCCACUCCGUUCGUGUUGGGAAAGUUUUACUUCUAAUUGUGUUAGCAGCGAACACCUGCCCCGCCGUGGUUGAAAGGGAAAGAAAGUUGUGUGUGCUGUAGUCCCAUGUAGUGAGCUUGAAUAUCACAUAGAAGGGUUUCGUAGUUUUAAAAGUGUUCUGUGUAUCAUUGGCGAUAUCUAGUCUCGAUCGACAGUGCACGUUGGUUUUGGGAGGGUGUGAGAUUAAGGGACAUGAAUUGAUGUUCGUGGUUGGUAGUACCGUGCCACAGGUGAUGAAUGUUUAAUCAGCAGGCAUUUGCCAUACAGCUCAACUUCACAUGCUGGUAAGAGGACCAGAGCAUAACACGUCUGGCUUGAAGAGUAGCGUCGGAUAUCGACUAUUACAGAUCACUUGUCCACCCUAUCACUCGACGUAUAGACCUGGCUGCUGGCACGCUCGACCGGCAAAACGCUCAGCGCGGCCCAGUGUGGCAGUAAUAAUUGAAGCGAACGAAUAAUCAUUCAUCAUCGGUGUGGAAGCCUGCACACCCAGAGAGAGGCGACGUAGAGCAGGCUAUAAAAAAAACCCCAACGACAACAGUCCCGCACCCGCACUGGAGACGCACAAAGCAGCAGCGGGGCACGGUUGGUAAAGGGACCAGGGACCAGGCACAUAAAAAUGAUAUGAUGUGAAUUCGAGCAUUUGUAUUCAUGCGUUCGGCUGGUGCGGCUUUGGCUGCUUUUCGGUGAGUAGUGAGCGGAAUCCACCCAUCAAAUCCAAUUUUCACGAUCAGUGCGCACCAACGUUUGGAGGGACGGCGAUGAUAUAGUGACGCGGCGAGAAGGAAACGUCAACACUGACAUCAUCACAAAGUCCAGUCUGAAGCUGAAGGCAUGGACAUGUUCGCUGGCAGCGGUGCGUUCCUUUCCAUCACCCUGUGUGCGACACGUGAGUAAGGCGGUGAAAACACCCCAGUGGGAAAGCGAAACAGCGUUGCGAGCCGCGUUCAACCCAGCAAGGCGGAAAAGCCAAGCUAGGGAUCGGGACAAGGGCGUACUACAAGCGCAAAUCAUCGCACAGAGCACACGAGGACACCCCGAAAAGAGAUUCUUCUACAUCUACGCUGCCCUCUCUACGCGCUGACCGAACGAUUUCCGGUGCGGGAGCUUCCCUGGUCCGUUCGGACCACGCGGGAAGGGGAAGCUGUUCAACCGAGGAAACAGAGACAUCAAAAAAAAAAAAAAAAACGGCCCCGGCGGAAGCUUGUCGCUGAAGGAUUAGUGCAGAAAAUAGAACUGGUGAGCAGUGGAUGAACUUCAGCCGCCGUGGAAAACGGGGUGGGGAGAGGGACCUACGGGAGGGAACAAACGUUAUCUACAUGCCAACGAACCGGCCAACGCGUCCUGCAGAAAACCCGUGACCAUGACCGAAGCAGCGUCCCUAAGCACACGGACUUCUACAUCUAGCACCACUGGCAGCACUCGUCAUUAGCCCCAGGGACCCAGGAGGACGUUUGGAAGGGGGAACGCAUCCGGCAUACGAAGCGACAAAGUAAUAGGUUUUGUCCGAAAGCGAAACCAUUGGAGAAUUUCGCAGUAUCUUCAAGUUCGCCCCUGUCUCCUGCCGCAUCACCAUUGUUUCUGUUAGAGAGAGAGAGAGAGAGAAAGAGUGGGUCUGUGUGUGUGUGGUGAGCUGGAAAGCCAGGCUUUAAUUCCAGGCUCUGGUCGGCACUUGACGGAACUUUAUUUAACCAUCUCGCCAUUCCAUUGGUGAAGGAGUGUCCGCCGUACAAAGAAGCAAGCGGAUCGGGCAGUGAGAAAAGCUUCCAUUCCCUUGGGAGUGGCAGAAAGUGGAAAGUUUCUCCACACACACACACUCUAAAAAAAGGGGGCGAAAAACGGGACCAUCAAGAAUUAAAGCAAAGAAGAAAAGGAUCCUUUGGCAAAUGCGGUCGAAUAUGCAAACAUAC
This is a messenger RNA of Anopheles coluzzii, 5712 nucleotides long. Its product is annotated as glucose dehydrogenase [FAD, quinone]-like. Lineage: Eukaryota; Metazoa; Arthropoda; Insecta; Diptera; Culicidae. Bases 417 to 2297 code for a protein of 626 amino acids. Gene Ontology annotation, molecular function: flavin adenine dinucleotide binding; oxidoreductase activity, acting on CH-OH group of donors. The transcript is spliced from 7 exons. The record is from RefSeq and is a predicted model, not a curated record.